Paraglomus brasilianum is the source of this 951-nucleotide messenger RNA. Lineage: Eukaryota; Fungi; Glomeromycota; Glomeromycetes; Paraglomerales; Paraglomeraceae. The record is from the annotation of a GenBank genome assembly.
AUGCCUCCUACACCGUUGAAGAAGCAAAAACCCGAUCGUCAAGAUCGCCGCUCCGAGCCACCAGAAAGCGAAGAAGAGUGGGCGCUUUGGAAAAAGAUUCAAACCCUUCAAGAGACUCUUGAGAAGCACGAAGAGACAGGGUUCGAUUUGGCCGAUAAGGUCAAUAAGCUGGUCGCGAAGGCAAACGAAAUCGAAUCAGCGAAUGAUGAAGAGGAACGACAGAAUUUGCAUACUCAAUUGAGAGAAUUGUGUAAUCAGGGGGUUGAAUCAUCAAGGAAGGAAUCAAGUACAGCAACGCAACUCGCCGAGGAGAUAGACCAGUUGAUGACACUUUUGCGCUCCAAAGAGAGCCGCAAAUCUCUCAAGGAUUCGCGGCCGUCCGCAUCAACUUCGCUUUCUUUCAAUGCGUCGCUCGUGUCAUCUUCCAUAUCAACGACAUUAGACGAUGGGAGUCGCUCGCCAAAUAAGAAAAGAAAGCUUAAGGAGGAUAACGUAAAACAAAAGAAAUUGAAAACACCGAGAAAAACUAAUACGAUCUUACCUGCGCAAAUGGUGGCUGCAAAGCAACCAAAAGCUAAAGACCCGGAAGAGAACUGGAUACUGGCUACUGUUAUAGCUUAUAAUGAAGACUCAAACACAUACGAUGUUGAAGAUGCAGACGAAGAAUCUGCCGGCAAAGCACCAAACGAAAGAUUCAGAGUUCCGGCAAAAUAUGUAAUACCCUUAUCAAAGUCCGGGCAACAGUUUCCGCAUUUCGCUGCUCAUCACACGGUAUUGGCACUUUACCCUUUGACGACAUGCUUCUACAAAGCGGAAGUAGUGUCGCCGCCAAGCAAAACAGGGCCACAAAAGAGUCAAUACGUCGUUGCAUUCGAGGAUGAUGACGGAAUGCAUCGAAGCGUUGAAGCUGUAAAUGUUUUAGAUUACCCCAAGGGGUCGUCUUCUACAUGA